CCACCCAAACUACGUACAAAGGUACUGGACUCACUGCACGAUGGACAUUUAGGUGUGGUUAAGAUGAAAAGUCUUGCUAGAAGCUAUGUUUGGUGGCCAGGCAUUGACUGUGAAAUAGAGAAUAUGGCUAAAUCCUGCACUGGCUGCCAGCAGACGCUGCGCCAGCCUCAAACAGCACCUGUACACGCGUGGGAGUGGCCAUCCGCUCUAUGGCAACGCAUUCAUAUAGACUAUGCUGGCCCAUUUAUGGACCAAAUGUUCCUGGUUGUGGUUGAUGCUCACUCAAAAUGUCCAGAAAUCUUCCCCGUAAAGCAAGCAACGGCUGCCAGCACGAUCAAUAGUCUUCGGUCACUGUUUGCACGCACAGGUCUGCCACAACAGCUCGUAAGUGACAAUGGUCGUCAGUUUACUGGAGAGGAGUUCCAGUGUUUCCUUAGGAGUAACGGCAUACGACAUAUCACUUCAGCUCCCCAUCAUCCUGCAACAAAUGGACAAGCCGAACGGUUCAUCCAGUCCUUCAAGCAGUCAAUGAAAGCCAGUCGCACAGAGGGGAAGCCGCUACAACAGAAAAUCGACAAUUUCUUACUGGCUUAUAGGAACACCACUCAUGCAACACCUGGACACACACCUGCCAUGCUCUUCAUGGGACGGAAUCUGAGAUCACAUCUAGAUUUGCUGAAACCAGAUAUUCGCAAGGAUGUCCAAGAUAAACAGUCUUCCAUGGUGGAAGCAACAAGAAACAAAACCAGAUUCUUCAAUGUUGGACAAAAAGUUCUCGCCAGAGACUACAGAGACCCAAGUCAGAAAUGGCAGUCUGGCACGAUUCUGUCACGGACCGGACCGCUGACAUACACCAUAAAUGUUGGAGCCAACUUAGUCUGGCGUAGACAUGUUGAUCAGAUUCUAGAUGCGGAAAGUCACAUGGUUCCACAGCAACCUGAGAGCACAUCUACACCUCAAGAUUCAGAAGAGUUUGCCUUCGCUUCACAACCUGAGGUUCAGGAUUUAUGUGAAACUACCAAUGCUCAAACACCUGAACUUCCCACACAGAGGAUUAUGGACUCUGACCAAACAGGCAGACAUUACCCUGAGAGAAAUCGCAUAGCACCUCAGAGACUGAACUUAUAAGUUUCCAGUUCAUUUCAUAAGAAAAGCAAUUAAAAGGUUUAAGAGGAACAACCUACCUCUGUGUUGUAAGUCACUGAGUAGGUGUCAUAUUUCAGUUUAAGUAAAAUGGUUGGUUUAUAGCAUUUACCUCAAAAUAUCUUGAUUGUUUGAUACUUAUUGUGUUCAUCAAAGCUGGAUGUGAGGAACUGUUAUGUAUUUGGUGAAAUCAGUUUAUAUUUUUGUGGUACUACUUUCUGUGUAGAGAACACCAAGUGUGGUGUAUGUGCGCAUUGAUAUGCCUAUGCCUUUCCACAACAUGGUUAAUAAAGUAAGUUACUAACAACCAAAAAGGUGUUAUUACUUUACCCGUUAAGUUAUAAGAGUGGACAUAACAAUGUUAUUAUUUGAUUUUGACAGGUGAAACUUUAUCUAUUGUUGCCAAAAUCUGCAACUCCUCUUCCAAGAACACGAGACCCAAAAUCAAACUUGAACAAAAAACAGUCUACCGCAGCAAGUACAAUAGUGAGAAGUUACUUAAAAAUCUAUUCAAAGAGGCCGGGCGCACUAUCAGUCCAAACUCAGAGCAAACUGUCUCCUGCCAGUUGAAGAUUCCUGAUGAUGCCAUCUCCACUAUCCAUAACUGUGAAAUCAUCUCAGUUGAAUAUUAUGUUAAGGUUUCUUUGGACAUUAGCUUUGCCUUUGACCCAGAGGUGGUGUUUCCACUGAUCAUCGUUCCUUCCAGAUUUGCAGCCAUUCAGCCUGGUGAGCCUGUGGGGCCUUACCCACCUGGGACAACCGAGACCACAAGCUGCAGUGAUGUCUCUUCUCCUGUCUUGGACGCUGAAUUAGAUCCUAGACCCAAAGAGCCGGGUGCCUGUCACUACCCCUCCCCAGAUCCCACUCAGCACAUAAUAUAGCAAGUGGCAACUAUAACUAGUGGUCUAAAAAUGAAUUUUGUUUGAGGACCUCCAUCUUUCUUCUGCUUUUCACUCUUCUUUCUUUAUGUAUGGUACAAAGAAAGGUGGGAGAAAUAGGAGGCAUGGGUACUAAUAGAGUGAAGCACGCCGUCAUCAGGAGACUUUGAAUUGGAUGAGGAUGCAUCCUGUGUGGGCUAAUGGGCUAUUAUACUGAGUGUUAAGAAAGACAAGCAGUAGAAUCCAUUUUGAUUUGAUUUUGCAGGCAAUACUGUGAAGCAAAAGGAUAGCCAAGUAAAUGUAUGCAAAUAUUAGGGCUAGUUUAUUUGCUCAUGUGUGAUGACUCAGUAGGGGGAAGGAGACUGUUAUUUAGGUUCUUGAAAGCAACCAAACUUUUCUCCAGAAUUGGACUUAUUAGGAGAAGUGACACAGUGAAAGGUCGGUGACUGAUUAAAGAAUCAAUAGGAAGCAGCAAUACAAUAUAAAUACACACACACAGUACCCAAGUAAACACCAAUGAAGAAGAACACGGGCACAGGAAGAGAGAGGGCUAAGCAGAGCAAGGAAAAGCAGCUGUCAAACAAGGUAAUGAUGGUAAUGACAUUCCCAUUCAGAAAACAGAAGCCAGUUUAAAUUUCUUUGCUUGCUAGGUGCUGAGCCAGUGUAGAAUCAUGAGAGUGCCCACUCUUUCCUAGAUGUCUACUAGCAGCGUUUCAGCUAUUGUUACACAAAGCUGUGUACAGAAAUGAUGAUGUUUUUAUAUUAAACGUUUUGGUGGUACAUAAAGAUGAGUAAGUACAUUAAGACCCUACAAAAAUUGGUCAGAGAUUAUCACCCAAGUAGUGACUUAAGGCUUCUGAAAGAAACUGAGCUGUGAAUUAAAUCAUGUUACUGAGCGCAGUUUUCACCUCUUGAUGUCAGUGGAGUUUCAGCAACACACAAACAGACAGAACAAAAAUGAGAGAAAUAAUGAAAUUAUUUUCUUACAGAGAUUCUCAGAGUUUCAGUCCUUUGGUUUAAGCUUCAUUCUCUGAUCCAGUCUUUGUUUCUCUUUUGUUGAUCCAAGCAGUCAUCGGCAGUCACCUGGGCUACAGCAUGGCUUCAUACAUUUGAGCUGUGUAGUUUCUUAUGAAGUUAGUGUAUAUGUUUAGGCAUUUAGGCGUGUUUAGGCCUCCCCUCUUUUUUACCAUUACACAUACAGCUGUUUCUCAGAAAGGUGUUCAUCUAAGCCAGGGGUGGGCAACUCCAGGCCUCAAGGGCUGAUGUCCU
Molecule: messenger RNA, 3290 nt
Organism: Oreochromis aureus
Lineage: Eukaryota; Metazoa; Chordata; Actinopteri; Cichliformes; Cichlidae
Exons: 2
Coding region: 64-1128 (354 amino acids)
Biological process (GO): DNA integration
Molecular function (GO): nucleic acid binding
Source: RefSeq, a predicted model, not a curated record